AUGGGUAAUGGAAGUUUGGGAAUGGCGGCUUUAGGGGUCAUAGUGCUUCUGUUGGCAGAGACAUGGGCCCAGAAUCCCAGGAAGAGACAGGCACCUCCAAAGCCUCUCAAGAGCCAGUGUUGUGAUGAUGUACGCUCUCUCAAAGUUCAAGUGGCCAAUCUGACCAGUCUACUUGAGGAGCUGAGGCACAAGCAAGAGACUGACUUGAUGAAUGUCGUGAGGCAAGUAAUGGAACUAGACAAGCAGAACCGGCAGCAAGAAGCCCGCGUCACUGAGGCAGAAAGCAAGUAUUCAGAGAUCAACAACCGUGUGGAGAUCAUGCAGCUACAAACCUUACAGUCUGCUACCCAGACUUCAUCAGAUGCUAUAUAUGACUGUGCAUCACUGUACAACAAGAGCUACAAGAUCUCUGGAGAGUACAAACUGCCUAAAGAUGAUUUCCUUGGUACCCCUGAGCUGAGUGUGUUCUGCGAUAUGGAGACGAAUGGAGGUGGUUGGACUGUGAUCCAAAGGCGAAAGGUUGGCUUAACAUCAUUCAACCGUGACUGGAAGCAGUACAAAACUGGAUUUGGAUCAGUACGGGGUGAUUUCUGGCUCGGCAAUGAACACAUCUACCGUCUAACAAAGCAGCCCAGUAUGCUAAGGAUUGAGAUGGAGGACUGGGAAGGAGAGAGUCGCUAUGCCGAGUACGGUUUAUUCAGUGUGGCUAAUGAGCGCAACAGCUACAAGCUUUUCAUUGCCAACUACAGAGGGAAUGCUGGAAACUCCCUGCGUUACCACAACAAUACCAACUUCAGUACCAUCAACAAGGACAAUGACAAAUGUGUGGAUCAUUGUGCUUCACUGCGCAAAGGUGGUUACUGGUACAACUGCUGCACUGACUCAAACGUGAAUGGGUUUUUUUACCGCUAUGGCGAGCAUAUAAAGAACACAGAUGGGAUCACUUGGUAUGGCUGGCACGGGCCCAACUACUCCCUGAAGAAAGUAGAGAUGAAGGUUCGACCACUCAAUUUUCAACCGUAAGGGCUUCAGCUGUGUGCCCCAAAUAAAGAUGAUUAAAGUGCACUCACUAAUACCUGUUCACCCCAACUGUGGCUUUCCUUUGGCUCCAAAACAAACACUUCUUUGUUUCAGUCCAAAUUUCAAAUCAGAUGAAUGUGUAAUGUGUUGAUAGUGUUUGAUUGUAAAUUGUACUUCAUUUUGUGUAUUUAUCAGUAAAAUAUUUUUUUAAAGCUUGGAUAAUUAUUUUUAACCACUGUCCUGUAGGAUUAGAAAUUCUAAUCUAAUUUGUCGCAAAAGCUCUAGAAUGUAUAUUUCAGUUAGCUCCAGCUAUUUAUAGGCAGCAGCAAUAAUCAAUCCGGACUGAUGUAAACUAGUGCUAGUAUGAAACACUACGAACUGGUAUAAACAAUGGAAAAAGAAUCUUUGUGUAUUGCUGGAAUGGGAUUAACCACCAAAGAUAUUUCUUUUGAAUGACACUGCAUUUUACUUCACAAUCUUAUUAAUAACUGAACUGUGUAAUUUGUGAUACAUGUACAGCAUUGUAAAUUUGUUGUUUUAUGAGACAGAAAAUAAACAUAUUUUUAAAAGUA
This is a messenger RNA of Thalassophryne amazonica, 1592 nucleotides long. It is a transcript of the gene angptl7, whose product is annotated as angiopoietin-like 7. Lineage: Eukaryota; Metazoa; Chordata; Actinopteri; Batrachoidiformes; Batrachoididae. The coding region runs from base 1 to 1023 and encodes 340 amino acids. The transcript is spliced from 5 exons. The record is from RefSeq and is a predicted model, not a curated record.